Mobula hypostoma (lesser devil ray) is the source of this 8051-nucleotide messenger RNA. RefSeq names its product polymerase (DNA directed), epsilon (gene pole). The transcript is spliced from 48 exons. Bases 280 to 6963 code for a protein of 2227 amino acids. Gene Ontology annotation, molecular function: nucleotide binding; DNA binding; single-stranded DNA 3'-5' DNA exonuclease activity. Lineage: Eukaryota; Metazoa; Chordata; Chondrichthyes; Myliobatiformes; Myliobatidae. Gene Ontology annotation, biological process: DNA replication proofreading; mitotic cell cycle; nucleotide-excision repair, DNA gap filling. Gene Ontology annotation, cellular component: epsilon DNA polymerase complex; nucleus. The record is from RefSeq and is a predicted model, not a curated record.
UUAAGAAUUGUAUGGCUGAGUGAAGAAGUUGUUCCUGAAUCACUGUGUGUGUGCCUUCAGGUUUCUGUACCUCCUUCCUGAUGGUAACAAUGAGAAGAGGGCAAGCCCUGGGUGGUGCAGGUCCUUAAUGCAGUUGCCUUUCUGAGGCAUGGCUCUUAAAGUUGUCUUGGAUACUACGGAGGCUAGUACCCAAGAUGAAGCUGACUAAUUUUACAACUUUCUGUAGCUUCUUUCAGCCCAGUGCAGUAGCCCCCCCCCCCACCCCCAUACUAUACGGUGAUGCGGCCAGUCAGAAUGCUCUCCAUGGCUGAAAUCCUAGAUGAAGACAAGAGAAUGAUCAGUGUUGUGGAUUAUUAUUUUGUUGAGGAGGAUGGAAGCAGAUUUAAGGUUGCUCUGCCUUUCCAACCUUACUUCUAUGUUGCCACGAAAAAGGGCUGUGAGCGAGAGGUUUCGUCAUUCUUGUCUAAGAAAUUUCAGGGCAAAAUAAGUAAAAUAACAACUGUUCCAAAAGAGGAUUUGGAUUUGCCUAACCAUCUAGUUGGCUUGAAGAGACUCUACAUUAAGCUUGCCUUUAACACAGUUGAUGAACUAAUGAAAGUUCGGAAAGAAAUUUUUCCAGCAGUGAGGAAAAACAAAGAGAAGGAGAAAUCAAAUGAUGCCUACACGGUUAUGUUAGCAAGUGCCUUGGCUGGAGGAAAUGUGACAGAAGAGGAAGAAACAUCAAAAAAAAUUUCUGAUCAGAUGGAAAACAUUAUUGACAUUCGAGAAUAUGAUGUACCUUAUCAUGUCCGGGUAUCCAUUGAUCUGAAGAUUCAGGUGGCACAUUGGUAUAACAUUCAAAUACGUGGUGGUAUUUAUCCUCCUGAGAUUGUGCGUAGAGAUGACUUGGUUGAACGCCCAGAUCCCAUUGUUUUGGCUUUUGAUAUUGAAACCACAAAACUACCAUUAAAAUUUCCAGAUGCUGAAAAUGAUCAGAUUAUGAUGAUUUCAUAUAUGAUUGAUGGACAGGGUUAUUUGAUUACAAACAGGGAAAUUGUAUCUGAAGACAUAGAGGAUUUUGAGUUCACACCAAAGCCAGAAUAUGAGGGUCCUUUUUGUGUGUUUAAUGAGCCAGAUGAGGCGAGCUUAAUCCGGAGAUGGUUUGAGCACAUCCAAGAAACUAAGCCUAACAUAUUUGUAACUUAUAAUGGAGACUCUUUUGAUUGGCCAUUUGUGGAGACACGAGCAGCGGUGCAUGGUUUCAACAUGUACAGAGAGAUUGGCUUUCAGAAAGACAGUCAGGGAGAGUUCAAAGCCAGUCAGAGCAUUCACAUGGACUGCUACAGAUGGGUGAAACGAGACAGUUACCUGCCUGUGGGUAGUCAGAACUUGAAAGCUGCAGCCAAAGCCAAACUGGGCUAUGACCCUGUGGAACUGGAUCCUGAAGAAAUGUGUCGAAUGGCCACUGAAGAACCACAGACGUUAGCUACUUACUCAGUGUCUGAUGCUGUGUCUACUUAUUACAUGUACAUGAAGUAUGUACAUCCCUUCAUUUUUGCCUUGUGUACAAUCAUUCCAAUGGAACCCGAUGAGGUGUUAAGAAAGGGGUCUGGAACACUUUGUGAGGCCCUCCUGAUGGUCCAGGCUUUUCAUGCCAACAUCAUCUUCCCAAACAAGCAGGAACAGGUCUUUAAUAAGCUGACAAGUGAUGGUCACGUGCUUGACUCGGAGACGUAUGUAGGAGGACACGUUGAGGCUUUGGAAUCAGGAGUUUUUCGCAGUGACAUACCGUGCCGAUUUAAAAUGAACCCAGCAGCGUUUGACUUUUUGCUGCAGAGAGUGGAGCGCACAAUGCAACAUGCCAUUGAGGAGGAGGAGAAGCUCCCAAUGGAGCAGGUUAUCAAUUUCCAAGAGGUAUGUGAAGAAAUAAAACAGAAACUGAACUGUUUGAAAGAAGUUCCCAACAGAAUUGAAUGUCCUCUCAUUUACCAUUUGGAUGUUGGAGCGAUGUAUCCAAACAUCAUUCUGACCAACCGCUUACAGCCAUCUGCCAUGGUGGAUGAAAUUACCUGUGCAGCCUGUGAUUUUAACAAACCUGGUGCAAACUGCCAGCGCAAAAUGACAUGGACUUGGAGAGGAGAAUUCAUGCCUGCCUCACGCAGUGAGUACCAUCGCAUUCAACAGCAGCUUGAAUCUGAGAAGUUUCCUCCUGCUUUUCCAAAUGGCCAACCACAAGCUUUUCAUGAGCUGUCUCGUGAAGAACAGGCAAAGUAUGAAAAGAAGAGAUUGGCAGACUAUUGUCGCAAAGCUUACAAGAAAAUUCAUAUCACUAGAACAGAGGAACGAGUAACCACAAUUUGCCAGCGUGAAAAUUCCUUUUAUGUAGAUACAGUGCGAGCUUUCCGUGACAGGCGGUAUGAAUUUAAGGGCUCACAUAAGGUGUGGAAAAAGAAAUUGUCUGCUGCUAUUGAGUCUGGAGAUGCUACAGAGAUCAAACGUUGUAAGAACAUGGAGAUUCUGUACGAGUCCCUGCAGCUGGCACACAAAUGUAUUCUAAACUCCUUCUAUGGUUAUGUCAUGCGCAAAGGGGCUCGUUGGUAUUCCAUGGAAAUGGCUGGGAUUGUCUGUCACACUGGUGCCAAUAUUAUCAUGCAGGCAAGAGAACUGAUAGAGCAGAUUGGGCGACCCUUGGAGUUGGACACUGAUGGUAUUUGGUGUGUCCUUCCUAAUUCUUUCCCGGAAAACUUUGUCAUCAAGUCGAACAAUCCUAAAAAGCCCAAAGUGACAAUCUCUUAUCCUGGUGCCAUGUUAAAUAUCCUGGUGAAGGAGCGAUUCACCAAUGAACAAUACCAAGAGCUGAUGGACCCUGCAACACUGACCUAUGAAACGCGCUCAGAAAACAGCAUUUUCUUUGAAGUUGAUGGUCCAUAUCUAGCUAUGAUUCUGCCGGCUUCCAAAGAGGAAGGAAAAAAACUCAAGAAGAGAUAUGCAGUCUUUAAUGAGGAUGGCUCACUAGCUGAACUGAAAGGUUUUGAAGUGAAGCGUCGCGGAGAAUUGCAGCUCAUCAAGAUUUUUCAGUCUUCUGUGUUUGAGGCCUUUCUGAAAGGCACUACUUUGGAGGAAGUGUAUGCGUCAGUUGCCAAAGUAGCUGAUUACUGGCUGGAUGUACUCUAUAGCAAGGCAGCAAACAUGCCUGACACAGAGUUAUUUGAACUGAUCUCUGAGAAUCGAUCAAUGUCUCGUAAGUUGGAAGAUUAUGGGGAGCAAAAGUCCACCUCAAUCAGUACUGCCAAACGGCUUGCAGAAUUUCUUGGGGAUCAAAUGGUGAAAGACGCAGGACUGAGUUGUCGUUUUGUCAUCUCCAAGAAACCAGAAGGAUCCCCAGUGACAGAAAGGGCAAUUCCACUGGCCAUCUUUCAGGCAGAGCCAAGUGUUAGAAAGCACUAUCUGAGGAAGUGGUUGAAGAGUCCUUCAUUGCAGGACCUCGAUAUACGAUUAAUUCUUGACUGGGAUUAUUACAUUGAACGUCUUGGCAACGCUAUUCAGAAGAUUAUCACCAUCCCUGCAGCCCUUCAGCAGGUGAAGAAUCCUGUUCCACGGGUACGGCAUCCUGAUUGGCUUCAUAAGAAAUUGUUGGAAAAAAAUGAUGUUUACAAACAAAAGAAGAUCAAUGAGCUCUUCACAAACACUGGAGUCAGGCAGGUGACAUCCAAUCUAUGUGGGACAAGCAGUCAGCAUUCAGAGAUUCAAGAUCUGGAAGAUUUAGGAAAUGCAAAGCAAGGACCACAGCCGGUUAUCCCCAUCAGUACCAAAAGAAGGCGUGGUGGGAAUGAAGAGAGCCAAGAAGGAUCCCAAGAUCUGGAAUUAACACAGUCUUGGAGAGAGAUAUUGGGACCGCCACCACCACUAGGAGAGACGAAGAAUGAGCGGUUAGUGUGGUUAAGGUACCAGAAGAAAAAAUGGGAACUCCAGGCAAAACAGAGAAAAGCACGCAGGAAGAGAAGGAAGCUGGAUGAUGGUGUGGUUGCACCAGGGAGACCCAUUCGGGAUGGCCCAGCAAACAGCCUCAGUAGCUUUCUACGUCGGACUGCCCGCACCAUUCUAGAUAUGCCAUGGCAGAUUGUACAGAUUGCAGAAACGAGUCAGCCGGGUCUCUUCAAACUAUGGGCUGUUGUUGGUAGUGAUUUGCAUUGCAUUAAACUCAACAUCCCACGAGUUUUUUAUGUAAAUCAACGAAUUCCUAAAACGGAGGAUGGUGCUGUCUACAAAAAAGUCAAUCGAAUCCUUCCCCGUUCCAACAUUAUUUACAAUCUUUAUGAAUAUUCCGUGCCAGAGGACAUGUACCAGGCGCACAUCAAUGAGAUCAACGCAGACCUCUCUGCUCCAGAUAUUGAAGGAGUCUAUGAAACACAGGUUCCUCUUCUCUUUCGUGCUCUCGUCCAGCUUGGGUGUGUUUGCGUGGUCAAUAGGCAAUUAUCAUUCCAUCUAGCAGGACGAGAAACGGAUAACUUUGAUUUGGAGCAUCUGGAAAUGUGUUCAUUAGCACAGUUUAGUUACCUGGAACCAGGUAGUGUUCGGCACAUUUAUUUCUAUCACAAUGCUCAGGGGAAUAAGGCUCUCUUUGGUCUAUUCAUACCUUCUCAAAGGAAAGCUUCUGUAUUUGUUCUCGACACCGUACGUAGUAAUCAAAUGCCAAAUUUGAACAAUCUUUAUGCUGCUGAGAGGACUGCUAUGCUGGAGAAAUUGGAUGAAGAACUGCUGCCACCUGAUAAACACACGUUUGAAGUUCGAGCAGAAAAGGAUUCAAAGCAAGUCUACAGAGCAAUUCAGCGGCUUAUCCUGAGCUACAAGGAUGAAAGAAGAGGUCCAACUCUCAUAGCUGUCCAGUCAAAGUGGGACCUGAAGAGGCUGACGAAUGGAAUGCCAAUUCUGGAUGAUUUCCCAUUAGUGCCAGUUAAUGUGAUUGAUGACAUUAGCUAUGGAGUAUUAGAUUGGCAGCGUCAUGGUGUCCGUAGAAUGAUUAAACACUACCUCAGUCUGGAUAGCAUUUUGUCUAAGGCAUUUGAAAUGGCCAGAUACUACCACAUACCCAUUGGAAAUCUCCCAGAUGACAUCUCCACUUUUGGAUCAGACCUUUUCUUUUCCAGACAUCUUCGACGACACAACCAUCUGUUGUGGCUUUCCCCAACAUCUCGGCCUGAUUUAGGAGGGAAAGAGGCAGAUGAUAAUCGUCUGGUGAUGGAAUUUGAUGAAAGGUCAACAGUUGAGAUCAAUAAUCCGGGGCGUUACUCCACAGCUUCUGUUGAACUGGAUAUUCAGAACCUGGCUGUGAAUACGAUCUUGCAGUCCCAUCACAUCAAUGAUAUGGAGGGAGCAUCCAGCUUGGGUGUCAGCUUUGAUGUUAUCCAGCAAGCUUCGCUUGAAGAUAUGAUGGCUGGUAACCAAGCAGCUAAUGCGUUGGCCAGUUACGAUGAGACAGCAUUGUGCUCACACACAUUCAGAAUUUUGAAGAGUAUGGUUGUAGGCUGGGUUAAGGAGAUCACCCACUAUCAGAAUAUGUAUGCUGAUAACCAAGUAAUGCACUUUUAUCGUUGGCUGCGUUCUCCCUCUUCACUGCUGUAUGACCCCGCGCUGCAUCGCACGCUUCAAAACAUGAUGAAGAAGCUGUUUCUGCAGCUGGUAGCAGAGUUCAAAAGAUUGGGUUCAUCUGUGAUCUAUGCCAAUUUCAACCGUAUAAUACUGUGCACCAAAAAGCGACGUAUUGAGGAUUCAAUAGGAUACGUGGAAUAUAUCACAAAAAGCAUUCAUUCCCGUGAGAUUUUUCAUUCCCUCUCCAUCUCAUUUUCUCGCUGCUGGGAGUUCAUGCUUUGGAUGGAUCCAGCCAAUUAUGGAGGUAUUAAGGGAAGAAUUCAUUUUGACAAUCUCAAUGGAGAGGCUGAGAGUAAUAAGGAAGCAGAGGGACUUGACGGUGAUGAAAACAGUGACAGUGAUAUUGAAGAGGUUCAUUCAGAGGACGAUGAAGGCAGUAGUGAUGUAGAAGACCUUUUGGAUAAUAACUGGAAUAUCAUGCAAUAUCUACCACAGGAUGCUUCGUGCCAGAGUUAUUUCCUCAUGAUUGUCUCAGCAUAUAUUGUAGCAGUGUACCACAGCAUGAAAGAAGAGCUGAGACGCAGUGCCCCAGGGUGCACUCCUAUCAAGCAGCGAGGAGUCAGCCAAAUCUCGCAAGAUCCGGCAGGAGAAACCGGUACUUCAGCAGGGUUGAUCACCUUCUCUCAGGAAUAUGUAUCUAAUGAGCUCACACAGAACUUCUUCACUAUUACCCAAAAGAUUCAGAAGAAGGUGAGCAGCAACAGGCACUCCACUGAAUCCUCUGAGAUGUUCCCAGUUCUGCCGGGCUCCUAUCUUCCAUUCAAUAAUCCAGCUCUGGAAUUCAUCAAAUCAGUCUGCAAGAUUUUGUCUCUGGAUUCAAACAUAACCAAUCAGGUUAACAAAUUGAAACGGGAUCUUUUGCGUCUAAUCGAUGUGGGGGAAUUCUCUGAAGAAGCACAGUUUAAGGACCCUUGCCGGUCCUACAUAGUGCCCGAGAUCAUCUGCAGGAAUUGUAACUUUUGCCGAGAUUUGGACCUCUGCAAAGACCCUUCCAUCUUGCAGCAGGAUGGCACAUUAUUACCCAAGUGGUGUUGCACUAACUGCCAGGGCACGUAUGACUCGGAUGCUAUAGAAAUGGCACUGGUUGAAGCACUGAAAAAGAAAAUGAUGGCCUAUACGCUUCAGGAUUUGGUUUGUUCGAAAUGUAAAGGUGUCAAAGAAGCUAACAUGCCUAUCUACUGUCCUUGUGCCCGGGACUUUGAUUUGACUAUUUCUAUGAUGGGAUUUAUGGAGCAAAUCCAGGUAUUUAGGAACAUUGCAAGACAUUACAACAUGCCCUUCCUGAUGGAGACUGUUGAUUGGAUGUUUAAGAUGAAUAUACACUUGAAGUCCUGAAGACAGAAGAAUUAAUAAGAUAGAAGGCUGGCAUGUAACAAAAUGAUGGGCAUCACAGCUUGUAGUCCAUUGAAGCAUUGUUAAAUGUUUUUUUUUCUCGGCAACUAAUGCACUAUCCCAGCUCCGUGACAGCAGCUGACUUGCUGAACAAUCCAAGGAAAACAAUUUCUUCCUAUAGGGAAGUUUCUAACAGUGCCACAAAAAGGUUAGCUGAAACCAUUUUUUUUUGAAAGACACAAUUGCAUCCUGGUGCACCCUUUUGAUACUAAUAAAUUAAAAUUUACUUUGUUCUAUAACUUACAUUUCAUAUUCAUAUCUGUGGAUGUAAGCUACACGUCCAAAAAGGAACUACUAUCUAGUAUUGCGCAAUGUUUGAAAGGGUUUAAGUUUCAUAAACUUCUCCAGUUAAGAUAAUCAAUUUAUGAAGCUUGUCUCAAACUGAAGAGGUCAACUCCUGGACUUUGUCCCUGCUAUACGUUUAAUUGACAAAGUGUGUAAAAUUUUGUGCGAUUAUCAGCUUAUAAACCUCGCACAAAUUUCAUCAAGUUUUGAACAACAUUCAUAAAAGGUGUUUCUUUUUCCAAAAUGUUUAACACAGGUUUGUAAAAACACAAUCAAGGAACAGUCGUGCAUCGUGAGCAGGAAAUGAAAGAGACAUUUCCAAAUAGUGUAGACUAUAAUUGCUUGAAAAGUAAGUGUUCUAUGCUAGCUGUAAGUACUGUACAUAUUUAGUGUCAAUCCUUUAGUAAUUUUAUAACAGAAGCUGAAAGAAAACUGUUGAAAAUUGAUUUAAAUAUACUUAUCAGCUAAACUCCUGAGAGUCAGCAGCAUUUGUGGAAGUAUCUGAUAUCCUAAUUUGUGAUCUUGUAUAUUUUUGAAAUGCACAAUGUAUUAUAGAACUUGCUCUGUAAUUCACAAAUGUAUUUUUCAUGACUAAGCUGCAAAAUAAGUUCCUUUUAUCCUUUUAAUAAUUCUCAGUUUCACUUUUUUGACUUGAAAUACAAUGGACUUAGCAUUUAUUUCUAAAGGAAUAAUAAAACUAAGUACUAAAUUAUCCAUGUAGGCAUUGUGAAUAAAGAGUAUACACU